AUGGCGAUCGAAUCUGACUCCAUUCGUCGGAAAAACGUUUGGGUCGAAGAUUCGCAGCCACUGCCACAUCUCCCGCUCGAAACCAUCGCGGAAAUACUCUCCAGAGUUCCCGUCAAGCCUCUGCUGCGAUUCAGGUGCGUUUCCAAAUCAUGGCGCUAUUUGAUUUCCGAUCCGAAAUUCGCGAAAGCCCAUCUUAGUUUAGCAUCUGCCAGCACUGAUUAUACCCACCACAGACUACUCCUUAUAACUAGUGGUGGUCCGAAUCCAUAUCUCAAGUCAUGUUCCGUUAGUUCUAUUAUGCAUGAGCAAUCUGAUACUACUGCUGUUGACCACGAUUAUCCUUUCGACAAACCUCGCCAAAGAGUUUGGAUUGGCUUUAACGGUUCCUGUAACGGAUUGGUGUGCAUCAUGGUUCCAGGAUAUAUAAUGUAUCUAUGGAAGCCGGCCACUAGGAAAUCCAUGGAACUGCCCCUUAUUAAAAUGCGAAAUAAUGUCUGCAGCUAUACAUGUGGUAUUGGUUACGAGGACUCUAUUGACGAUUACAAGGUGGUGGUCUUCCUUCGUGUCAAUGUUGUUAUGUUUAUUCCGGAAAGAGUGGAGGUGUAUACGUUGAGGACUCAUUCUUGGGGGAGGAUUGGAGACUGUCCUCAUUCUCUUGACGCGGCUGAUUCGGGGAAAUUUGUGAGUGGGGCACUCCAUUGGCCUUCGCUUGAUUCUUAUUGGAAUACUAUUGUUUCUCUUGAUUUGGCAAAGGAGACAUAUGGGGAGGUUUUGCAACCUGAUUAUGAUAGAGAUUGUUGUUUGGACUACGCAUUAGGUGUUUUAAGUGGAUGCCUAUGUGUAUUGAGCCAAUAUGCUGAUUGUGCUGAUGUAUGGGUGAUGAAGGACUAUGGUAUCAAAGAGUCUUGGACCAAGUUGAUUGUGAUACCUUAUUUAACUCCUUCGGAUGUCACCCAUUCCGCACCUUUGUGCAUUUUGAAGAACAAUGAAGUUUUAGUGGGUAAUAGGAUGCAUUUAGUGUGGUACUAUCCAAAUGAUGCCAAAUUUAGUUAUCCUACGAUUCAAAAUAGUAUUAAACCUUUUAGGGCAUAUCCCUACGUUGAGAGCCUUGUCUCACUUAACUCUGACGGUGGGAUUCAGCAACAACAACAGUAUUAA
Messenger RNA from Rhododendron vialii, 1158 nucleotides. RefSeq names its product F-box/kelch-repeat protein At3g23880-like. Bases 1 to 1158 code for a protein of 385 amino acids. The record is from RefSeq and is a predicted model, not a curated record. NCBI's taxonomy places the organism in Eukaryota, Viridiplantae, Streptophyta, Magnoliopsida, Ericales, Ericaceae. Gene Ontology annotation, molecular function: protein binding. The transcript has a single exon.